UGAACAAAGAAGCCUGUUCUUCCCUUUCUCGGGGGAGGGGCAUGGCGGGGUCGUCAAAGGGAGCAGGGGGCCCUUGUUUGGGCGGCUUGCCUUGACGUGGGAGGAAAGGCUGCACCACCAUGCCUGGAUCUCUUCCUGUUAAUGCUGAAGCCUGUUGGCCGAAGGAUGUGGGGAUAGUUGCUUUGGAGAUCUAUUUUCCUUCCCAAUAUGUUGACCAGGCAGAGUUAGAGAAGUUUGAUGGCGUGGAUGCAGGGAAAUACACCAUUGGCUUGGGCCAGUCCAAGAUGGGCUUCUGCUCAGAUAGAGAGGAUAUCAAUUCACUUUGCCUCACUGCAGUACAGAAGCUUAUGGAGAGGAACAAUCUCUCCUACAACUGCAUUGGGAGGCUUGAAGUUGGAACAGAGACAAUCAUUGACAAAUCCAAAUCUGUAAAGACUGUCCUGAUGCAGCUGUUUGAAGAAUCUGGCAACACAGAUGUGGAAGGCAUUGACACAACCAAUGCAUGCUACGGUGGUACUGCUGCACUCUUCAAUGCCAUCAACUGGGUGGAAUCUAGUUCCUGGGAUGGGCGUUAUGCACUCGUUGUUGCUGGAGACAUAGCAGUGUAUGCAACUGGGAAUGCCAGGCCAACUGGAGGAGCUGGUGCAGUUGCUAUGCUCGUGGGACCAAAUGCACCUCUUAUUUUUGAGAGAGGAUUGCGGGGGACUCACAUGCAACAUGCCUAUGAUUUCUAUAAACCUGAUAUGGUAUCUGAGUAUCCUGUGGUUGAUGGGAAACUGUCCAUAGAAUGCUACCUCAGUGCAUUAGAUCGCUGCUACACUGUAUAUCGCAAGAAAAUCCAUGCUCAGUGGCAGAAAGAGGGAAUUGACAAAGACUUCACCCUGAAUGAUUUUGGUUUCAUGAUUUUUCACUCUCCAUACUGCAAACUUGUACAGAAAUCUGUAGCUCGUCUGUUGCUGAAUGACUUUCUGAAUGACCAGACACCCACAAAAGAAAAUGGCAUCUACAGUGGCCUGGAAGCAUUUAGAGAUGUUAAACUAGAAGACACCUACUUUGAUCGAGAUGUGGAGAAAGCUUUUAUGAAGGCCAGUGCUGAGCUUUUCAACCAAAAAACCAAAGCUUCCUUGCUUGUAUCUAAUCAGAAUGGAAAUAUGUACACACCUUCAGUCUAUGGCUGCCUUGCUUCUCUCCUAGCGCAGUUUUCCCCUCAGCAACUGGCAGGGCAGAGGAUUGGGAUUUUCUCUUAUGGCUCUGGGUUUGCUGCUACCCUCUACUCCAUCAAGGUUAGCCAGGAUGCAACCCCUGGCUCUUCUCUGGAUAAAAUUACAGCUAGCCUCUCUGAUCUAAAAGCAAGGCUCGAUUCAAGGAAAUGUAUCUCACCAGAGGUGUUUGCAGAAAACAUGAUGCUUAGACAAGAGACUCAUCACUUAGCCAACUAUAUUCCACAAUGUUCAGUGGAUGAUCUCUAUGAGGGAGCAUGGUACUUGGUGCGAGUGGAUGAAAAACACAGAAGAACGUACGCUCGUCGCCCUGUGCUGGGUGAUGGUCCUUUGGAAGCAGGGGUGGAAGUUGUUCAUCUGGGCCUUGCUCAUGAACAUAUCCCUAGCCCUGCCAAGAAAGUACCAAGAAUUCCUGCAAAAACAGACUCUGAAGCCGUUGCUGUUUCCCUUUCCAAUGGGGAGCAUUAAGACACCUCUGUGAGGUGGGAGUUGAAAAGGAUUAGGGAGGGAUGGGGAUGUACACGGGAUUAACUGUUACUACCCAUGUUCUGCUGUACAGUACUGCUUAGUUGGAGCAUGAAAAACUGUUAAUCUUGAGGCUCUGUCUUUUGAUGCAGUUUCUUGACAUAAUGUAGUUUCCUAACACUAAAAGUUUGCUAGCUUCUUGGAACAGAAAUGACCAAGGGCUCUUUAUGAGAAAUGGCUGUUUAAAAAAAAGCAUAUGAUUCAAGAAUAGUACUUUCAUUUACAGAAUGAUGGUCAUAUUAUUCUGUUGCAGCAAAAACCAACAGUCUUUUGGCAUCUUAAAUGUAAGUCUGCAGCAGCUUUUGCUAUAAUGAAUGUUAUUUAAUCUUUAAGCUGCCACAAGACUCUUUGCGGUUUUUAAUUUAAGCUUGGGAAGACUUCAGUUACGCUUGUCCUGCUCUAUUUUAACAAAUUGGUAUCCAGAAGUGGAAGUGAGAUUUCUUUUUAAAGCCAUUACUGAGAGAAAUUAUUGUGACCUAAAGCCAUUUUUGAAUCAAUUUAUCUUAAAUGUUAGGGUCCUGUGUGCCUUAACAGUAUAGCACCCAGUCUCUUAAACACAAGCCUUGUUCUACCACUCAAAACAUGCCAUGUAUUUGAAAAGGGGUGUAAUUGGCUUGUUUUUCAAGGUGCUAUUAAUUGGAGAAAGUUUUUCCCCAAUAGCCAUUAUUAGUUCAAACCCAUCCAGAAAGGUGGUCCAUGACUAUCAAUCUGGUUUCCAAUUGUAUGCUUAUACCUUUUAAAAUCCUUUCUCCCCCACCCUCCUUCACAAACCAUUUUGCAAAGCUAAGAAGUGCAUGCAUUUGGGGGUGAACAGUUCUGCCCCACCUCACCCUCGGCUGCUCAUGGUGAUUGCUUUGCUUCUUAGAAAUAGUUAGGAAAUUAAUUUCUUUUGAACCUCUUGCAUGUAAUCUUUUAUAAAGGUUACUUAAGAGCAGGCUUUGCUAUACUCAGCUUCUACAUAAUGCAAAGAGCUUGUCAAAAACUCAGUCCCAGAGCUAUGAUUUGAUCCUGAACAUUUUGCUCCUCAAACUUCUUUUAGGUGUGUAAUGGGAUUGUUCUGCAACAGUAACUCUGGCUCUGAAGUCAUGUAUAGGCAGCUUCUUAUUUCGAGAUUAUUUAAAACUCCACUUUCUCUUCUGUAGGACUACUCAAAGGCUUCAAUCCUCACAGCACUUACCAUAGAAUAGACAUGCACAACUUGUGACCCAUCAAGUUGAAUAUAGGCCACUAGCUAUGUACAGUGGCUUGGUAGGUGCUUGAUAAAAUAACCUGUGCUGGCUGCCUGCUAGAGAUUGCAAAAAUUUGUUUUGUUGAGCAUUGGCUGGACAUAAUACAUGGUUGUGGAACGCCUUUGGCUCACAAGUUGUUCUGCUCUAGAAUGGUCCCAUUUGCUGUCAUAGACAUCCUUUAGUGUAAGUGCUUUGGUCGUUGCAAGUAAGUCGGGUGGGCUUGAAUGAACUGGAACUAAAGGGAAAGACCGCUCCUGCCUUGUAAAAUACAUUGUAUUUUCACUAAACUUACACAA
Rhineura floridana is the source of this 3270-nucleotide messenger RNA. It is a transcript of the gene HMGCS1, whose product is annotated as 3-hydroxy-3-methylglutaryl-CoA synthase 1. Lineage: Eukaryota; Metazoa; Chordata; Lepidosauria; Squamata; Rhineuridae. Gene Ontology annotation, biological process: acetyl-CoA metabolic process. The record is from RefSeq and is a predicted model, not a curated record. Gene Ontology annotation, cellular component: cytosol. Gene Ontology annotation, molecular function: hydroxymethylglutaryl-CoA synthase activity. The coding region runs from base 120 to 1688 and encodes 522 amino acids. The transcript has 10 exons.